UCUCUCUCAUACGCACUCUGUCUCUCACACACACACACUCUCUCUGUUCCUAAAAAACUACCAACCAACUUUCAAUCCCUUUUCAUUCAUUCAUUUCCUUCAAAUGAAAUCCAUCAAAACUCAUCCUCUUUGAAAUUCACACCAAGAAAACACACACAAACACAAUUGAUCCAAAAUGGGCAUCAAAAUCUUGAUAAUGUUCUCAUUCAUUCUAACUUCACUCCUAUUCUCCCUCCUCUACAACAACACUCCAACAAACCCCACCGCAAUUUUCCGACCCAAAAAAACCUUAAUCAUCCCGAAAAAAAACCACCCGACACACAACGCCACAUUCGCGUACCUAAUCUCCGCAUCGAACGGCGACACGAUGAAGCUCAAGCGACUAAUGCUCGCGCUAUACCACCCCGCGAACUACUACCUGAUCCACGUGGACGCCGGCGCACCCGACGAAGAUCAUAAGGAGAUUGCAAGAUUCGUUGCGAACAACGAUGUCUUUGCCGAGGUGGCAAAUGUGUGGAUUGUGGGCAAGGGUAAUUUGGUCACUUAUAGGGGCCCCACCAUGCUUGCUAACACACUACAUGCUAUGGCGAUGCUGUUGAGAGUUGCUCAAUGGGAUUGGUUCAUUAAUCUCAGUGCAUCUGAUUAUCCUUUAAUCACUCAAGAUGAUCUGAUAGAUGCCUUCUCUAGUUUGCCAAAAGAUCUGAAUUUUGUACAGCACAGCAGCCAAUUGGGUUGGAAAAUGGGCAAAAGAGGAAAGCCAAUAAUAAUAGACCCUGGUUUGUACAGUGCUAAUAAAUCUGAAAUAUGGUGGGUGAUUAAGCAAAGAAGCCUCCCCACUGCUUUUAAGCUUUAUACAGGUUCUGCAUGGACAAUAUUAUCAAGAUCCUUCUCCGAGUACUGCAUAUUAGGGUGGGACAAUCUCCCAAGAACCCUACUUCUUUACUACACGAACUUCGUCUCGUCGCCGGAGGGCUAUUUCCAAACAUUGCUAUGCAACUCCGACGAAUUCAAGAACACGACAAUCAACCAUGAUCUUCACUACAUCACAUGGGACAACCCCCCCAAACAGCACCCUAAGUCACUCGGUCUUAAAGACUACCGAAAAAUGAUUCUAAGCAAUAGGCCCUUUGCACGAAAAUUCAAGAAAAACGACCCCGUUUUGAAUAAAAUCGAUCGAGAACUUCUCAAGAGAGGGGGCAGGCAGUUUUCUUUAGGAGGGUGGUGUUUGGAAGAUGAUAAAUGUUCGGAUUUUCGGAGCGAAAAUUACGGUGUUUUAAGCCCCGGAGCUGGUUCUAGAAGAUUGAGGAUUCUUCUGAGAAAGUUGGUCUCUAUUAAUAAUAACCAGAGUUUAAGUAGACGGAUUUGUAAAUAAGUAAAACUUGAGGUGUUUAAUUGUUAUUAUAAAUUUUUGUUCUCUUUGAUAUAUAUAACACUCAGAUGUUCAAUUGUUGUUACUGAAAAUGUAUAAUGAAAAUUGGUAGUUUAUAUUUGUUUACGGGGU
Molecule: messenger RNA, 1501 nt
Organism: Erythranthe guttata (spotted monkey flower)
Lineage: Eukaryota; Viridiplantae; Streptophyta; Magnoliopsida; Lamiales; Phrymaceae
Gene: UNE7
Product: Core-2/I-branching beta-1,6-N-acetylglucosaminyltransferase family protein
Cellular component (GO): membrane
Molecular function (GO): glucuronosyltransferase activity
Source: RefSeq, a predicted model, not a curated record